AGCCGCACAUACACAAUCAAAGGCAUCUCACUGUUUGAUUCUCCCAUAAAAACACAGAAGGAAAAAUCAAGCGGAAUAAAAGCCCAAAAGCUUUCCAUCUUCUGGGUGAUUUGGAUGCGCUCAGACUCCAUCACCAAUCAAACCAUCAGGCAUUAAAACGGAUCUGAAGCGCUUGUCAUGGAUUCACAAUUUUUGACAAAAAAUUAUUUCUUUAAGAUGUUGGAGUGAUUAUGAACAUGUGAACACAAUGAAGUUGAAGUUUAUGCAUAGCACAUCAGUCUGGAUUCGACGCGUGUGCCCGGAGGACGCUGGAGAGGUAUCUAUCAUGAUCAGUACCCAACCCAAGGGCUGGCAGUUUCUAAAGCAGUAUUGACUCCAGCCUGAUUUAAGCAUCUCACCAUUUAAUGCCAACAAUGGCCCUGACCUGCCUUUGUGAGCCCGUAAAUGUAUCAGAGCAGGACUUUAUAUUCUGCAACAGCACCACAUUUAACAUCAGUGGAAAUGAGAGUGGACGCUGUAACCUUCAGACCCUGGAUGAACUUCUGUUUAGGCUCCUGGGCCCUAGACGAUCUCCAUUCUUUUAUCCCGUAACCUUCGCGUACAUUUUCAUUUUCAUCACGGGCGUCGUUGGGAACCUCCUGACCUGCACCGUAAUCCUUAAGGACAUGAAGAUGCGAACGCCCACUAACCUUUACCUUUUCAGUCUGGCUAUCUCAGACCUUCUUGUGCUUUUAUUCGGGAUGCCCCUGGAGAUCUAUGAACUGUGGCAGAACUACCCCUUCCCGUUUGCAGAAUGCAUCUGCUGCUUCAAGGUCUUCUUGUUCGAGAUGGUGUGCUUUGCAUCCGUGCUCAAUGUCACAGUGCUGAGCGUGGAGCGCUACUUUGCUGUGGUGCACCCGCUCAAAACCCGCUACGCCAUAACCAACAAGCACGCCCAGCGGGUUAUUUCUUGUGUUUGGGCGAUGGCGUUGUUCUGUGCCAUUCCCAACACCUCGCUCCAUGGCUUGCAGUAUUACUACCUGCCAGAGAAAGUGCUGGAAUCGGCUACUUGCAACCUGCUCAAACCUAAAUGGAUUUAUAACUUGGUGAUCCAGGUCACCACCAUACUUUUUUAUUUUGUCCCCAUGAUGGUGAUCAGCGUGUUGUAUCUGAUGAUUGGUCUGACACUGGGUAGAGGACAGAAGCAGAAGAAAGGCAAACUGGGCAGGAACCACAGCAAUGACAGCUGGAAAAUUCAUUUGGACCGAGGACUGAGAAGGCAGGUCACCAAGAUGCACUUCGUGGUGGUGUUGGUCUUUGCCAUUUGUUGGGCUCCAUUCCACAUCGAUCGACUCUUGUGGAGCUUCAUCACGAAUUGGACGGACCACAUGCAUAACAUAUUUGAAUACGUGCACAUAAUCUCGGGCGUGCUGUUCUACCUUAGCUCCGCUGUUAACCCGAUCAUCUACAACCUGCUCUCCAGUCGCUUUCGCGAACGCUUUCGAGCGCUGGUGUGCCGCCACCUGCCGUCGCGCUCUUCUCGUAAUGAUUCUACACCAUUUCACAUCAUCAACAAAGACUCCCCGACUGAUUCCCAGCGCCAUGGCUAACCGCGGCGACACGAAGCCCACAUCCCUUUGUGAUUAUCAGCAGCGGCUGGGAAGAGAAUGAAUGAAUGCUGUGCAACAUGCAAUGCAUUACGGCUCUGCCAUUUUUUUUCGCUCAUAGCCUUGAAUGUUUGGUGGUUCUAUUUUCAGCAAGAACAGAAUGAACAAGAAGAAGUAAAAUCAUGUACUGAUAUCAUUUGAACAAGUUAAGUUACAACCCCAUGUGAGGUCAGGGGGCAUUUGUGUGAACUGUACUAUUUUGUUGCAUUGUAUAUUUCAAAACAUUUUUUAGAUGCAGCUUGUCUUGUGCUUGAAGUGUUAUAUAAAACAAUGCUACAAUGAAACGUACGAAAUGCAAUGGAGAACAUAACAAGUCAUCUAACAAAUUUGUUACUUUCAUUCACUGUUUUGCAGCUGGAAUAGACUAAACUAUUUUGGAAGCUGUAUGACCCUGUCUAGGAAAUCCACAGUUUCAUAUUCAAGGGGCGGUUUCCUGGACAAGGCCUAAGUCUAGUCCAAGACUAAAAUGCAUCUUUGAGCUGUCUUAACUAAAACCGCUUGCAUUCACAUAUUUUAAAAUAUAUCAGUGUUAUUGUUUUGUCUUGUUAUUUUUUUGUAAGGUAGGUUUCUAAAAAACUACUUAAAUAAAUAUUAUAAAAUAAUAAGGCCUAGUUGUGGCUUUAUCUACAACCGAUCUGGGAAAUCGCCCCUAGUAGGAGCAUCAAAGUAGUCAUAGUCUCAUAAAAAUGACUAAAAUUGGUA
This is a messenger RNA of Paramisgurnus dabryanus, 2348 nucleotides long. RefSeq names its product neuromedin U receptor 3 (gene nmur3). Gene Ontology annotation, biological process: neuropeptide signaling pathway. The record is from RefSeq and is a predicted model, not a curated record. NCBI's taxonomy places the organism in Eukaryota, Metazoa, Chordata, Actinopteri, Cypriniformes, Cobitidae. Gene Ontology annotation, cellular component: plasma membrane. Gene Ontology annotation, molecular function: neuromedin U receptor activity.